UUUUUUUUUAUGCUACCUGUAUGUUUUGUGACAGAUGAAAUUAUUUUUACGUUAUGAAUCUUAAUUUACGCCAUGUCGUAAACGAAAAUCCUAUAAACACAAGAAUGAGCUGCUGGUAUAUCGAUCGAAUUAUUUGCGGCCUAGGAGAGAUCCGUUUGAUCCGGAGCGGUCAGGCGAGCGUGUAAUCGGUUCAGCGAAGCGCGCGGGCGGCACGCGCAUGGCGGCCGGCCCCUGACGCCGCGCCAUGCGCGCCCGCCUCUCGCCUCGCUGUCGUGCCUCGCUCGCGCUACAGGCCGCGCCGCUCGCCGCGCCGCUCGCCGCGCUGCUCGCCGCGCUGUUCGCGCUCGCUGCUCCGGCUCCGACGCCCGAAGCUCCGCUCCUGAUUAUACUUCGUUCCGCAUGCCCUCUUGCCGAUCCGCAACUCUUCUCUGAGCACAAUCUCCGCAGCUACGCCGCUACAACGCUACGCGACGAUCUGCUCUCACGUCCGUUUCGUAUUCUGCCUUUCGACGAUACGUGCGGCGAGAACUCGAGUCGUACGAUAACGCGCAACUCCCUGGCUACAUUGGGCGCUGGAGGGAUGUGCGUGUACGUAGGCUGGCCCGGGGGCGAGGCCUGCACCGCCGCGUCGGCCGCGGCCCGCGCUCUGCGCCUCGCGCCGCCGGCGGCCUGCGCGGCGCCGGACGCGCGCGCCUCCGUGCUGGCCGUGCUGGCCCGUCGCUUGCACUGGAGGCGAGCGCGUCUGGAGCCCGAUGCGGCUGUCUCCACGGAAUGUAAGAAGGCCAUAGACCGAAUAGAAACAGCUCUACUCGCCGCCGGUGUGCAGGUACACCGAACGUCGCUCGAUGUGGAAGGAAUUAACAAUUUCCAUGUAUCGGUGAUUUGUAAGGAUCGAUCGAAAAAUAAGCGUAGGAAUAUUGCUCCGAUGCUGAUAAUUCUGCAUAUUAUAGACUCUUAUAAUGUCGCGAGACAAGAGGUUCCAUUAUCCACUCAAACUUUGAACAUCGCUAAUGCUACAUCUGACCUCGACCCAUAUGAGAAAACUUUGCCGUCGCCGUCGAGCGAGAGUAUCAUAGGCUCUCUUCAUAAAAAUAAUACUUAUAUUUUACGCGAUAAACCUUCAUCCAUAGCUUCUAAUACGUUGAAUUUGUCUCACUCUAAAAGUGAAUUUGUUAAUAAAAAUCAAUAUGUUAUUAAAAAUAAUGACACAAUUUCUUCUUAUUUAUAUGGUUUAGAUUCCGUUAAAUAUCUCAAAGCUAUUAUUCUUGUCGACAUUGAUUAUUACGAACCGAAUAAAACAUACGACAACACCAUCGAUACUUUAAGGUUAUAUUAUUCUGGUAAAAAUUACAAUAUAGAAAACAUCUUCCAAUUGUAUGAAAGCAAAUCAGUAAACGGAACACCAAUGUGGGUACGUAUCACACAAUUCGUAACGAAAUCAAAAGAGUCUGAAGAUUACAGCAAGAUAUGGGAGACCGAUGUGUCAUGGGAGAGGACGGUCGAUGUCGAUGUUUGGUGGAAAGAACACGUCGCACAACGCGUUGAAGAAAUGUACGAUAUGUCAAUAAUUUCUAUAAAAAGCUCAACGGCGACAGCGGGUAUGCUGUGCAUAGCCGGCGCGGCGGCGAUCGCUCUGGGCGCCGUCAGCCUCACGAUCUUCACGACGCGGCGGACGCUCGCCAAGCGAAUGCAGCGCCGUCCCCGAGCAGCGGUUAUUUUAGCGGCUGCCGACUUUCAAUUUCCCGCCGAUGAACAACGCAGAGUGGGCGAAGGAAUGGAGACCAUGUUGUCGUGGUUGCAGCAGCUGCACGACUUGAACGGGCCGGAGCCCGACAAACCGGACCUGUUGAAGCGCCCGACGACGGCUCCUUCGGCGCCUUCCUCCACGUGUAGCGUCUCGCGCCUCCCGUCCGACGGCCGAAUCCGCUACAAGGGUGAUCCCGUUCACAUGAAAUAUUUUCCAACUACUGUCCUGGAACUGAAACGAAAAGCGAUAGAUAUACUUUUGGUCAUGCAAAGUUUACGCCACGAGAACUUGAAUCCAUUCAUCGGGGGCCUGUGCGAGGUGCGGCCGGCGCUGGUGUUCGAGCUGUGCAGCCGCGGCUCACUAGAGGACGUGCUGGUGGCGGACGACAUCCGCCUGGACUGGACGUUCCGCCUGUCUUUGCUCACGGACCUGGUGCGCGGCAUGCGCUACCUGCACGGCUCGGCGCUGCGCGUGCACGGCCGCCUCACGUCGCGCAACUGCGUCGUCGACUCGCGCUGGGUGCUGCGCGUCACGGACUACGGCGUGUCGGCGUUCGCGCACACCCAGUCGCUACCUGUGCCUUUGAGGACGGCCCGCGAUUUGUUAUGGUCCGCUCCAGAGUUGCUGAGGGCCGGUGAAACGGCGCAGGGCACUCAAGCUGGGGAUGUUUUUUCAUUUGCUAUUAUAAUGCAAGAAGUUAUUGUGCGAGGAGAACCUUAUUGUAUGUUAGCGUUGACACCAGAAGAGAUAAUUGAGAAAUUGUGCCGGCCUCCUCCACUGAUCCGGCCGUCGGUGUCGAUGGGCGCCGCGCCGCCUGAGGCGGUGAACGUGAUGCGCCAGUGCUGGAGCGAGCAGCCCGACGUCCGCCCCGACUUCAACGGCUUGUACGACAUCUUCCGCCACCUGCACCGCGGCCGUAAAAUAAAUAUUGUGGACUCGAUGUUUGAAAUGUUGGAAAAAUAUAGCAAUAAUUUAGAAGAAUUAAUUAAGGAACGAACGGAGCAACUUGACAUGGAAAAAAAGAAAACCGAACAAUUACUCAAUAGAAUGCUUCCUAGAUCGGUGGCCGAGCGUCUGAUGUUCGGAUUGCGCGUAGAGCCGGAGGAGUUCGAAGAAGUGUCCAUUUACUUCAGCGACAUCGUCGGAUUCACGGCCAUCGCGGCGCGCUCCACUCCUGUGCAGGUCGUCGAUCUACUCAACGACCUCUACACUACUUUCGAUGCUGCUAUAGAACAGUACCGCGUCUAUAAGGUGGAGACCAUCGGUGACGCAUAUAUGGUAGUGGGUGGACUUCCGAUUCGCUGCACGGACCACGCCGAGAACGUGGCAACUAUGGCCCUGCACCUGCUGCACCUGGCCGGUCGGUUCCGCAUACGACAUUCCCCCGCGUCGCCGCUCCACUUGCGCAUCGGCCUGCACAGCGGAGCUUGCUGCGCCGGCGUCGUGGGCCUCACCAUGCCCCGUUACUGCCUCUUCGGUGACACCGUCAACACUGCGUCGCGUAUGGAGUCCACCGGGGCGGCGUGGCGCAUUCAGGUGUCGAGUGCGACCGCGGAGCGGCUGGUGGCCGCGGGCGGGUACCGGCUGCGCUCGCGGGGCCUUACGCAAGUGAAGGGCAAGGGCGCUAUGCACACGUAUUGGCUGCUCGGCAAGGAUGGCUUUGAUAAAACACUUCCGACACCUCCGCCUCUUGAGUCCGAGGAAGUUUUAUUUGAAACUGAGGCCGAAAAUGAAAGCGAGAUUUCUGAUGAGCCUCUACCCCUUCCCACACAAGCAGUCGAGAGACAGUGCUCCGACCCCUCAUCGGGCGGUAAACUAAGCUGGCAGCGGUCGGGCGCUGCGUCGGCGGACAGCUCGCCGCCGGCGGGCGCGCGCUACCGCUACCUGCGCGCCUCGCUCUCCACCGUGGCCGGCGCGCUCGACACGCCGCGCCUCUCCGAACGUCGCGUGACCAGCGGACCGCGUGUCCUACGGCGACAGUGGUCUCUGGAGCGCGGCGACGCGCUGGCGGCAGCGGCGGCCGAGGGGCAAGUCGAGGCCGCGCCGGCGCAGGAGCCGCUGGCCCUGCGCGCGCCGCCGCCUCGCGCCGCACCGCGCUACCGCACGCGCCCCGACGUGUCGCAGAGCAGCGACGGGGAGCGGUUAUAGCCGCCCCGCGUGCCCCCUCACCGCACCUCCCCUGCGCCAGCAACGCGCGCUGUCCCCACCAAUUCCCUGACAAUAAUAUCGACUUAUAAUAUUUUACAUAGGUACUUCGUUCGUUCGUAGUUCUUAAUAAAUUAAUAAUAAUUAAUGUCUUCGUGAAUUAGUGAUAGUCGAUGUCGAUUAUUUAUUUUUUUUACGAGUGCUCCUCAGAUUUAAAAUUUCGACUUGGUAAAACUUGUAUUUUUGAAAAUUUUCGAACUAAAA
Colias croceus (clouded yellow) is the source of this 4156-nucleotide messenger RNA. RefSeq lists its product as uncharacterized. NCBI's taxonomy places the organism in Eukaryota, Metazoa, Arthropoda, Insecta, Lepidoptera, Pieridae. The transcript has 14 exons. Gene Ontology annotation, molecular function: peptide receptor activity; ATP binding; guanylate cyclase activity. Bases 245 to 3895 code for a protein of 1216 amino acids. The record is from RefSeq and is a predicted model, not a curated record. Gene Ontology annotation, biological process: protein phosphorylation; intracellular signal transduction; receptor guanylyl cyclase signaling pathway.